This is a messenger RNA of Closterium sp. Naga37s-1, 238 nucleotides long. Lineage: Eukaryota; Viridiplantae; Streptophyta; Zygnematophyceae; Desmidiales; Closteriaceae. The record is from the annotation of a GenBank genome assembly.
GUGGGUGUCAGCGGGCUUCUACCUGGGCUCGCGGGUGUCGCAGAUCUGGCAGAACGCGGAGCGCGGGUCAGCAGAGGGGCUCUCCAUGGCCAUGUUUCUCUGCGCCUUCUGCGGCAACCUCACCUACGGCACCGCCAUUCUGCUGCGCGCCCCUUCUCUGGCGGCAUUGAGUGGCAACCUGCCAUGGCUGGUGGGCAGCAUGGGGACUCUUUCCCUAGACAUCACCAUUUACCUGCAG